AUGAAAUGGUGGGAUGAGGCUAUUAUGCAAGAACUUCAAGCAAUGAGAGGUAGAUUUGCUGACCAAAGGGAUUCUAUUACAGCCAUCCAGGAAAAUGAGGAUAUGCUAUGGGUUCAGCAGAAGCUAGACAAGGUGAAAGAUCAGAUAAAGGAAUUACGUCUGUCAGUUCGUCGUGUACGCGGGGUGGUCGAGAAUGUCUUAAUCGCCGGUAUAAUCCUCAUUGUUGUAUUAAUCUCUUUGUUGUGUAUUUUACAAGUAAUGGAAACUGAAGAAGACUAUGAAGAAAUAGCAGCUGCAAACCGUUCAGUCAGAGGAAAAAAUGAUAUAGCUUGGUCCUAUGUGAUUCAAUCAAAUGAUUCAAGAGGAAAAACAGUUUUGGAAUGCUCAUUUUGUCACAAAAAAAAAUUAGGAGGUGGAAUUAAUAGGAUGAAACAACAUCUUGCGGGUGUGAAAGGAAAUACAGAUGCGUGUUCACAGAUUCCAGGAGAUGUGCGAUUUAAGAUAUUGAACACAUUAAAAGAAAUUGAGAACAAGAAGAAGAAAAAGCUUGUUUUAGAUGAUACGAACGAUGGCCCUGAAAAUCAAGAUGGUGAUGGAGAUGAUAUCGAAGGUGAUGUUCGCCCAAGUCAAAAGAGGAAGAAAAAAGGUAUUGAUCUACAUGAAUACUUUAAAAGAGGUGUGCAUGAUCCGACCCAACCAACUAUAAAAGCUUGUAUGCAAAGUAAAGAGAGAAUACAUGAUGUGGACAUGUCUGUUGCAUUGUGGUUUUAUGACGCUUGUAUUCCAAUGAAUGCCGUGAAUUCUCCACUUUUCCAGCCUAUGAUGAAUAAGGUAGCAAGUAUGGGUCAUGGAUAUGUGGGGCCUUCAUACCAUGCUCUACGUGUUGGAUUGUUGCGUGAUGCUAAGGUGCAAGUUUCUUUGAUUAUUGAUAAGUUUAGGAGUACUUGGGCCACUACUGGAUGUACUCUUAUGGCAGAUGGAUGGAAGGACACAAGACAAAGACCGCUAGUUAAUUUCUUAGUUUAUUGUCCUAAAGGAAUCACAUUUCUCAAGUCAGUUGAUGCUUCUGAUAUCUAUGCAAGUGCUGAGAAUUUAUGCAACUUGUUUGUUGAAGUUGUGGGUAUGGUCGGUCCAGAAAAUGUAGUUCAUUUUGUAACUGAUAGUGCACCCAACUACAAAGCUGCUGGAAAGCUUCUCGCUGAAAAGUUUCCCACCAUUGCUUGGUCUCCAUGUGCAGCUCAUUGUAUCAAUCUGAUUUUGGAAGAUGUGACAAAACUACCUUCUGUUCACAAUUUAGCGCAUCGGAUGUCUAAGCCUAUGAUGAAUAAGGUAGCAAGUAUGGGUCAUGGAUAUGUGGGGCCUUCAUACCAUGCUCUACGUGUUGGAUUGUUGCGUGAUGCUAAGUCAGUUGAUGCUUCUGAUAUCUAUGAAAGUGCUGAGAAUUUAUGCAACUUGUUUGUUGAAGUUGUGGGUAUGGUCGGUCCAGAAAAUGUAGUUCAUUUUGUAACUGAUAGUGCACCCAACUACAAAGCUGCUGGAAAGCUUCUCGCUGAAAAGUUUCCCACCAUUGCUUGGUCUCCAUGUGCAGCUCAUUGUAUCAAUCUGAUUUUGGAAGAUGUGACAAAACUACCUUCUGUUCACAAUUUAGCGCAUCGGAUGUCUAAGCUUUUCAAGACGUCUAAAGCAAAGGAAGCUAAAUUGAUUAUCCUAGAUGAGCGAAUGUGGAAUGAAUGCUUGAUAAUCGUCAAGAUUAUGACUCCUAUCAUUCGAUUGUUACGCAUUUGUGAUGCUGAUGAGAAGCCUUCUUUGCCAUAUGUGUAUGAAGGGAUGUAUCGAGCAAGAUUAGGCAUUAAAACGAUGUUCAGAAAAAGAAAACCUCUCUACCAACCUUAUACAAACAUCAUUGAUAGAAGAUGGGAUCGUAUGUUGCGCCAUGAUCUUCAUGCUGCAGCGUAUUAUUUGAACCCAGCUUUCAUGUAUGAUCAAACUUCAGUUUGUGAGAAGCCUGAAGUUAUGAGUGGGUUAAUGAGCUUAAUUGGAAAGCAAACAGAGAACAGCAAAACAAAGCUCGUUCAAGAGCUUAGAUCUUACAGAGAACGUGAAGGCAGCUUUUCUCCUGAUAUGGCUCUUACUUGCAGCAAAACAUCACAGCCAGAUGAAUGGUGGAGAUAUUUUGGUUAUGAUGCUCCUCAUUUGCAAAAGUUAGCAAUAAGAAUUCUUAGUCAAACUGCUUCUUCAUCUGGAUGUGAGCGCAAUUGGAGUGUGUUUGAGCGGAUUCAUACCAAGAAGAGGAAUAGAUUAGAGCAUCAACGACUUAAUGAUCUUGUCUUUGUUCACUACAAUUUACGUUUGCAACAAAGGUCAAAAAGAAAAAGAUCAUAUGAUCCUGUUGACUAUGAGUCUAUUGAUAAAACAGAAUUUUGGAUUGUUGAAGAAGAAGAAGCAGGUGAACUUGAAUAUGAUGAAUUAGAGAAUGCUCUUGCUGAGGAAUAUCCCAAAGACUAUGAAGACACAAACCCUGAAAAGUCUAAUGAUGUUUCAGAUAUUGAUGAAGACUUCACUAUGCCACCUGAAGAACACGAAGGCAAUGGGGGUAGAGACAACGAAGAUUGGUUGUUGUGA
Messenger RNA from Camelina sativa (false flax), 2622 nucleotides. The record is from RefSeq and is a predicted model, not a curated record. NCBI's taxonomy places the organism in Eukaryota, Viridiplantae, Streptophyta, Magnoliopsida, Brassicales, Brassicaceae.